CAUGAUGAUCUUUUAUUGACCAGUCAUGCAUCGGAUAAUGAACUCACAGGCAAGAUACCUCACUUCAUAGGAAGUUGGUCAAAUCUUACUACCUUGGUUAUGCAAGGGAACUCUUUUCAAGGGCCUAUACCAUCAACCUUAGCAAAUCUAACUUCUUUACGACAAUUGCUGUUGAGUGAUAUUUCUAAUACAAGUUUUUCUCUUGCAUUUAUCACCAAUAUGAAGUCUCUUGUAACUUUAGAACUGAGAAACAAUGAUAUCACUGGCACAAUUCCAUCGAGUAUUGGCAAACUCACACAAUUGGAACGUCUGGAUUUGAGCUUUAACAAGUUAAAUGGACCGAUUCCAGACUCUCUUUUCAACAUUGAUUCACUUAUUUAUUUGUUUCUUGGAAACAAUAGUCUAAAUGGUACCUUGCCUUGGAAAAACAGUUCAUCUCUUCUCAACAUAGAUCUAUCAUACAAUAAUUUUGCAGGAAGCAUUCCUUCUUGGGUUAACGAUCAACAGAAUUUACAGAUUAACUUGGUUGGCAACAAUUUUACUAUAGAUAAUUCAGACAACAGUUUUCUUUUAGGUUUGGACUGCCUUCAAAGAAAUUUUCCAUGUAAUCGAGAUCGACCCCUCUAUUCUGACUUUGCAAUCAACUGUGGUGGUGAACAAAUUACAUCUUCUGAUGGUGGUGUGUAUGAGAAAGAUGAUGAGACUCUUGGUUCAGCUACUCAUUUUGUUACCCGCUCUAAAAGAUGGGCAGUAAGCAAUGUUGGACGCGUCCUUUGGAAUGACAGUGAUACCUUUAUAAGUACUUCAUCAUCUCAAUUCAUAAGUACUUUAGACUCGGAAUUAUUCGAGACUGCAAGGCUUUCUCCUUCAUCAUUGAGAUACUAUGGUCUGGGGCUUCAGAAUGGCAACUACACUGUCAAACUCUACUUUGCAGAAACUGCUUUUGAAAAUUAUCACACCUGGAAAAGUCUAGGCAAACGUAUAUUUGAUAUUUAUAUCCAAGGAAACCGUGUAAUGCAAAACUUUGAUAUCAGAAAAGAGGCAGGUGGAAUCUCUUUCAAGGCGGUCCAGAAGGAAUUUAAGGCUGUGGUCUCACAGAACUACCUUGAAAUCCAUCUGUUUUGGGCUGGAAAAGGAACUUGUUGCAUACCAGCAAAUGGUAAUUAUGGACCUUCCAUUUCAGCAAUCAGUGCUACUCAAGAUUUCACACCUACUGUCAGUAACAAUAAGAAGAGCAGAACUAGUCUGAUUGCGGGGAUCACUGUUGGGGUCGUCAUUUUAAGCUUUAUGUCAAUUUUAGUGGCCUUCUAUCUUAUUCAGAGAAGAAAAAAGUCACAAAUGAAUGAUGAUGACGACGAGUUUUUAGGGAUGGAUGUUAAACCAUUGACUUUCCGUUAUGCUGAACUUAAGACCGCGACAAAUGAUUUUGAUUCUUCAAAUAAGUUGGGAGAAGGAGGAUUUGGACCUGUUUACAAGGGAACACUUGAAGAUGGAAGAGUUAUUGCAGUGAAGCAAUUGUCUUUGACUUCUAAGCAAGGAAAGAGCCAAUUUGUGGCUGAAAUCGCCACAAUAUCUGCUGUGCAACAUCGUAACCUCGUCAAGUUAUAUGGCUGUUGUAUUGAGGGAGAUAAAAGGCUUCUUGUUUAUGAGUAUUUGGAAAAUAAGAGCCUUGAUCAAGCACUGUAUGGUAACCAGAGCUUGAAUUUGAAUUGGUCAACGCGGUUUGACAUUUGCUUAGGCAUAGCAAGAGGUCUAGCUUACCUACAUGAGGAAUCACGAGUUCGAAUUGUGCACAGGGAUGUCAAAUCCAGUAACAUUCUUCUUGACUCUAAUUUCACUCCCAAAAUAUCAGACUUUGGUUUGGCCAAAUUGUAUGAAGAUCAAAAGACUCAUAUAAGUACAGCAGGAGUUGCAGGAACUAUUGGUUAUCUUGCACCUGAAUAUGCCAUGCUUGGUCACCUUACUGAGAAAACAGAUGUCUUUGCUUUUGGAGUUGUGGCAUUAGAAAUUCUUACCGGCAGAACAAAUUCUGACCCGGACUUAGGUGAAGAGAAGGCAUAUCUUCUUGAAUGGGCUUGGAAUCUACAUGAAGAAGGCCGUGAAAUCGAACUGGUGGAUUCAAAACUAUCAGAAUUCAUUGAGCAAGAAGUGAGAAGAAUCAUACAAGUAGCUUUUUUAUGCACUCGAACAUCACCUACAGCUCGUCCAUCAAUGUCGAAAGUGGUAACAAUGCUUUCAUCAGUAGAUACUGAUGUGGAUACUGAAUAUCACCUACAGCUCGUCCAUCAAUUGACUGGAAAUACAACGAUGUCAGCAGCCUAAUGAGUCGAAUUGCACAAGGGACUGAUCCUAGUACAAGCAUGAAGGCAGAUGGUUAGUGCAUGAUGAAGUUGAUAAAACAUGGCUAGUGUUUGUUUUGCUAUGGUAGUGCAAGUCAUGUCUAAUAUGAUAGAAAAAUCAGGGCAUGUCAACAUAUGCACCUUGUCAUGUAUCCAUGUUUAGAAUCUAGAGUAUGGCUUUUAUGAACAGUUUUCAAGUACAAACCUACAUAUUGUGGUACAUGAGUCCAUUGUUUCUUACCCAUCGCUAGAGUUUACAACUCGC
This is a messenger RNA of Cannabis sativa, 2604 nucleotides long. Its product is annotated as probable LRR receptor-like serine/threonine-protein kinase At1g56140. Gene Ontology annotation, biological process: protein phosphorylation. The annotation marks the transcript as partial. The record is from RefSeq and is a predicted model, not a curated record. The transcript has 17 exons. Gene Ontology annotation, molecular function: protein binding; ATP binding; protein kinase activity. Lineage: Eukaryota; Viridiplantae; Streptophyta; Magnoliopsida; Rosales; Cannabaceae.